Molecule: messenger RNA, 2395 nt
Organism: Pantherophis guttatus
Lineage: Eukaryota; Metazoa; Chordata; Lepidosauria; Squamata; Colubridae
Gene: ADPRHL1
Product: ADP-ribosylhydrolase like 1
Biological process (GO): protein de-ADP-ribosylation
Molecular function (GO): ADP-ribosylarginine-[protein] hydrolase activity; magnesium ion binding
Source: RefSeq, a predicted model, not a curated record
UGCCAGGAAAGGCCAGGCUUCCCUUAUACGGACAGUUCUUUCCAAUGACACAAUGGCUCCGAUAUAAAGUGCUGCUUAAUCUACACUAGAAGGCAAACGAACAAAGAAACGUCAAGUGCCUGUUUGAGACCAAAGAGAACUGAAAAAGCAAAUCACUUAAUGAUGGAGAAAUUUAAGGCUGCUUUGUUACUAGCAGGGGUAGGGGAUGCUUUGGGCUAUCGAAAUUUUAUUAAGGAAAACAAUGCUUUAGGUGCAAAGAUCCAAGAGGAAUUGAAAGAAAUAGGAGGACUUGGGAACCUGGUCUUGUCCUCUGACAAAUGGCCAGUAAGCGACAAUACUCUGAUGCACAUGGCGACAGCUGAAGCUCUCAUCACAGAUUAUUGGUGCUUAGAAGAUCUGUAUCGCGAACUUGUUAAACGUUAUGUUGAGGCUGUUGAAAAACUUCCUGAGAGAACGUCAGAUCCCGCUACUAUUGAAGGAUGCUCCCAAUUGAAGCCAGAUAAUUACCUCCUUGCUUGGCAUACACCCUUCAACGAGAAAGGCUCAGGGUUUGGUGCAGCUACAAAAGCCAUGUGUUUAGGGAUGAAAUACUGGAAGCCCGAAAGGCUGGAAACUCUCAUUGAAGUGAGCAUUGAAGUUGGACGAAUGACUCAUAACCAUCCUACAGGCUUCCUAGGAUCCCUCUGUGCAGCUCUGUUUGCUUCGUAUGCAAUCCAAGGAAAGCCACUGGUCCAAUGGGGAAGAGAGAUGAUGAAAGUUGUUCCAAUGGCCGAAGAGUUUUGCAAAAAGACCAUCAGGCACAUGGCAGAAUAUCAGGAACACUGGUUUUACUUUGAAGCAAAAUGGCAAUUUUAUUUGGAGGAGAGAGAGAUCAAUGAAGAAAACCAGAAUAAACCCCAAUUUCCUGACAAUUAUGAUGCUGAGGAAAGAGAAAAGACUUACCGGAGAUGGAGUUCUGAAGGUCGUGGUGGAAGGAGAGGUCAUGAUGCUCCCAUGAUUGCAUAUGAUGCUCUCUUAGGAUGUGGUGGUGACUGGACAGAACUUUGUAACCGGUCAAUGUUCCAUGGAGGCGAGAGUGCAGCUACGGGAUCAAUUGCUGGCUGCUUGUAUGGGUUACUCUAUGGCCUCAACAAGGUUCCUAAAGGCUUAUACCAGGAACUUGAGCAAAGGGAGAGGUUCGAAUACUUGGGGGAAACUAUUUUCCAACGAUCUUCAGAGGAAAAGACUUAAGUACGACUAAGUGUGAGUAAAGGAAGAAUGAUCAAUUCUACUUCAACAAUUCUGUAUCAAUGGAUUGGAGGCUAGUAAGGAAAGUCACCCAUUCCUUUUUUCCAUCUUUUCCCAAUUCUAUUCACUCUUUUUUUUUUUUCCUCCUUUAAACAUCUUCCUUCCUGUUCAUAUUAUGGAGAAAGAUGAUAAAAGUCAAGGAGGCAAAGGAGUUAGGUAGAGAUACCAAUGGGGCCUGGUUUUUCUCUUGGCAUCUGUGUCAAAAUCUGCAUGAUUGAAGCCCAACCACUUUGAUAUGUGCAUCAAUGUCACAUGUAGAAAAGGGUGGGAUUCUUAAUCAUGAUCUCAUUCCCAUUAUGCAAAUUUGGACUCCUCCCAUUCCAUGGAUACUGCUGCUCUUUCAUCAAUUAAUUUAGGACUGGUUUACACAAUCCUUUAUUGACUAAUUAAAAUAACUAAUACUGCCCUAAAACAGCCAUUCCUAAUUUCCCGCCCUAUAGUAUAGUUUCCUGUACUUUUCAAAGAAUGCCUAUCCAGGGAUAUAGCAUCUACAAGUUAUUCUUAGUGGUUGAAAACUGCUCAUAUGAAAGAAAUAGUCAUUGAAAUAAAACUAUACUUUUAUGUUGUACCAGGUACUAAUUUAGCACUGGCUAGGUAAAAUAUUAUAUUAAUUUGCUAUGUCAUUAAUGGUAACAAAAACUUAAGUUUCAGCUUAGAUAUGCUACAUUUCAUGAUUCUUUGAUACCUCCACUGUAAGAAGAAGGUGAAAGUAUUUGUGAAUCAACCUCUGAAUUAGGGAAAUGUGUACCUACAAAGUGUUUUGUACACAUGUUAAGUGUUUAGUUCUCACAACCCCUUUCCUACUGAUGAUGCUGGUUGACUGAAGGGUAUUGAAAUAUAGUCCAGUGUUUCUCAACUUUGAUCUUGCUGGCUGGGGAAUUCUGGGAGUUGAAGUCCACACAGUUUAAAGUCGCCAAGGUUGAGAAACACUGAAAUAUACAAUAUCUGGAAAGGAGGAGAUUGCCUAUCCUAAUCCUACAUCCUUCUAAGGUUCCUGUUAGAAGUAGCUUGCUUUAUUAAAGGAGUUAGAGUAAAUAAUUGAAUAUGUCAUUCUAUUAGAAUAAUACUGUAUUUGUACAUUUAAAAAAUAAAUUAUAGUGGCUCCAUG